AGGCUGCCGGAUAUCCGCUGAGUGACCCUUACAAGUCCUUAGUGGAGUGGAUACCGUGUGGCCGCUGGUGUUAAACCUAGAACCUUAGGGUGACAUGGGGCUGGAGGAUGAGCGAAAGAUGCUGACAGGGGCCGGAGAUCCGAAGGAGGAAGAAGAGGAAGAGGAGGAAUUAGUGGAUCCCCUCGCCACGGUGAGAGAGCAAUGCGAGCAGCUGGAGAAAUGUGUCAAGGCCCGGGAGCGACUAGAGCUCUGUGACGAACGUGUGUCCUCCCGGUCACAGACAGAAGAGGACUGCACGGAGGAGCUCUUUGACUUUCUGCACGCAAGGGACCAUUGUGUGGCCCACAAACUCUUCAACAGCUUGAAAUGAAUUUGCAGACUCCAGCCCUCAUCACAUGAGCAGAAGGAUAUGUCCCUAUGGUCUUGAACAAGCCAUUUGUUUCCCAUUUGUAUAACCAUGAGUUUAUGUCAGCCUCAUGGGCUUUGGCUUAGGAAAUAGCUUCUAUGUAAUUAGCAGGGAUUCCAUCUUAAUAAAGUCCUGUGGUCUGUG
Ochotona princeps (American pika) is the source of this 550-nucleotide messenger RNA. Its product is annotated as cytochrome b-c1 complex subunit 6, mitochondrial. The coding region runs from base 95 to 370 and encodes 91 amino acids. NCBI's taxonomy places the organism in Eukaryota, Metazoa, Chordata, Mammalia, Lagomorpha, Ochotonidae. Gene Ontology annotation, biological process: mitochondrial electron transport, ubiquinol to cytochrome c. The transcript is spliced from 4 exons. The record is from RefSeq and is a predicted model, not a curated record.